ACUUAAAUCUGGCGCCAUUUUGCGUUGCCUAAUGACUACAUGUAUGACGCAUUGAAAUAAAGAUCACACGAGGUGCGAACCCACGUGGUCAGACAAGUAACAGUUAUCGUAGUAAAACAGUGUGUGAUUGUCAUAAUUUUUAGGACUACCUCGAGAAGUAUUCUCACGAACCAGCUUCUCAAAUAAAGAAUCGUCCUGGCUAAGUACUUGUGUUCAGCCAUGAAGUAUAUUUUGGUGACCGGUGGCGUCAUCAGCGGAGUGGGGAAGGGUGUGCUAGCCAGUAGCGUCGGUACCAUCCUUAAAUCCUCCGGUGUGCGAGUCACCUCCAUCAAGAUCGACCCCUACAUCAACAUUGAUGCUGGAACAUUCUCACCAUAUGAGCAUGGUGAAGUGUUCGUACUUAAUGAUGGUGGAGAAGUUGACCUUGACCUAGGAAACUAUGAGAGAUUUCUGGACGUGACAUUGCAUCGGGACAACAACAUCACGACAGGGAAGAUCUACCAGCACGUCAUCAACAAGGAGAGAAGAGGCGACUAUCUAGGAAAAACUGUACAAGUUGUGCCACAUAUCACUGAUGCCAUCCAGGAGUGGGUGGAGAGAGUAGCCAAGGUCCCAGUUGACGGAGACAAAAAGAUGCCAGAAGUUUGUAUAAUAGAGCUUGGUGGCACCAUCGGAGACAUAGAAGGUAUGCCAUUUGUAGAAGCAUUCCGACAGUUCCAGUUUCGAGUUGGGAGGGAGAACUUUUGCUGUGUCCACGUCAGCUUAGUCCCUCAGCCGCGGACGACGGGGGAGCAGAAGACAAAGCCCACACAGGCCAGUGUGAGGGAGCUACGUGGCCUGGGACUUUCCCCGGAUCUGAUUGUUUGUAGGAGUACCAGCCCCCUUGCUAACGAGUCGAGAGAGAAGGUUUCCCUCUUCUGCCAUGUGGCGCCAGCACAGGUGAUCUGUAUACACGAUGUGUCGUCCAUCUACCGUGUUCCUCUACUGCUGGAGCAGCAGGGUGUCCCUGACUUCUUCAUCAACCGGCUCCAUCUCCAGGCCCCCAGAGUGCAGUCCCAGCGCCUGCUGUUGCGCUGGAAGGAGCUAGCGGACAGAUACGACCGGCUGCUGAAGGAGGUCACAAUAGUGUUGGUGGGGAAGUACACGAAGCUGGAGGAUUCCUACGCAUCUGUUGUCAAGGCUCUCAAACAUGCUGCUCUAGCUGCUAGUCACCGACUGGAUCUCAAGUAUAUAGAGGCUGCCCAUCUGGAACCAGCCAUGCAGCAUGACGAUGCACAGUGUUACCACCAGGCCUGGAGGGAGCUGGUCGGGGCCAAUGGCAUCAUCGUCCCUGGAGGCUUCGGUAGUCGCGGCACCGGGGGGAUGAUCAUGGCUGCCAACUGGGCCAGAAAGAAGAAGAUCCCUUACCUGGGGGUGUGUCUGGGGCUGCAGUGUGCUGUCAUAGAGUUCUCCAGGAAUGUCAUAGGCUGGGAGGAUGCUGACUCUACAGAGUUCAAUGCAAAAACAUCCAAUCCUGUGGUGUUCGAGAUGCCAGAGCACAACCCGGGCCAGAUGGGAGGGACCAUGAGACUUGGACAAAGGAAGACUAUCUUCACGUCGCAGGACUGUUUACUUAGGAAGUUGUAUCAUAACAAGGACAGUGUUGAUGAGAGACAUCGCCAUAGAUACGAGGUAAACCCCAAAGUGGUAGAAGAACUAGAGAAAAAUGGAAUGAAGUUUGUGGGACGCAGUGAGGAUGGAGAACGCAUGGAGAUCAUGGAACUACAAGAUCAUCCCUACUUUGUUGGCGUGCAGUAUCACCCCGAGUACAUCUCCCGACCAAUGAAGCCUUCUCCGCCCUACCUGGGGCUCCUCCUGGCUAGCUGCGGACGCCUGCAGUCAUUCGCUAAUCGUGGCUUCCGACUCUCCCCUAAAAUGUCCUAUUGUGAAGACGAAGAUGAACUGUCCGAUGAAGAACUCACCAAUAUCACAUCACAGAUGAACAAUGACACCUCAAACUCGAGCUCAUCCUAGAAGGUGUUCGGUCAAACUGAUACAGUUUCAUGCAUCUUGACACGCUGGAGCAAAGUGGGA
Haliotis rufescens (red abalone) is the source of this 2073-nucleotide messenger RNA. RefSeq names its product CTP synthase 1-like. The record is from RefSeq and is a predicted model, not a curated record. NCBI's taxonomy places the organism in Eukaryota, Metazoa, Mollusca, Gastropoda, Lepetellida, Haliotidae. Gene Ontology annotation, molecular function: identical protein binding; CTP synthase activity. The transcript is spliced from 15 exons. The coding region runs from base 220 to 2013 and encodes 597 amino acids. Gene Ontology annotation, cellular component: cytoophidium; cytoplasm. Gene Ontology annotation, biological process: pyrimidine nucleobase biosynthetic process; CTP biosynthetic process.